Messenger RNA from Helianthus annuus (common sunflower), 2521 nucleotides. Its product is annotated as putative wall-associated receptor kinase-like 16. Gene Ontology annotation, cellular component: plasma membrane. Gene Ontology annotation, molecular function: polysaccharide binding; ATP binding; protein serine/threonine kinase activity. Lineage: Eukaryota; Viridiplantae; Streptophyta; Magnoliopsida; Asterales; Asteraceae. Gene Ontology annotation, biological process: cell surface receptor signaling pathway; protein phosphorylation. The transcript has 3 exons. The coding region runs from base 81 to 2285 and encodes 734 amino acids. The record is from RefSeq and is a predicted model, not a curated record.
CAUUUCAUAAAUAGUACAAGGAAACCACAAAUAAAAAGAUAUUAUCUCAUACAAAAGAGUGAAGGAAAUCUAGGAUCAACAUGCUUCUUCAUUUUAUUCUAUCUCUUUAUACACUUCCUUUUACAACUCUUCAAGAUUCUAACACAAGUGCUAUAGCAAAGCCAAACUGUCCAACCCACUGCGGAAACGUGACAGUUCCUUACCCUUUUGGUAUUGGCAAAGACACGGGCUGUUCCCUUGACGACUCGUUCUACGUGACUUGCAACUCGUCUUACAAACCUCCAAAAUUGUUCCUUGGUUCAACCGACGAUAACAUCGAAAUAUACAGCAUUUCAGAGUCAGAAUUCCGCAUUCACAAUGAAUUUGCAAAUAGGUGCUACAACCGAAAUGGAACAAUCUCCGAAGAUUACGAUUGGAGUAUUGAGUUAAGUGCAUUCACUUUCUCUGAAAAGAACAAGUUCACAGUCCUUGGGUGUGAUGACUAUUCUAUCAUCAGCGGGAGAAACGACGGCGGAGAAUUUUCUAGUGCCUGUAUGGGGGUAUGUAGCAAAGCACAGGAUGUGGCUGAAAAUGGGCAGUGCCCAGGAGUGGGCUGUUGCCAGACAUCUAUACCCAAGGGCCUAGACUACUAUAGUAUUACACUUAACUCCUUUCAAAACCACACAGGUGUUUGGUCCUUCAACCGCUGUGGCUUUGCCUUUGUUGGUGAGGAAGGCACUUUUGUCUUUCAGGGCACCAAUGAUUUAUCUCUUGAGGGGGGUGUUUGGGAGAGGAUAGAUGCCACUGUCCCUGUUGUGGUAGAUUGGGUAAUUGCGCGCGACACUAGGAAUUGCUCCGAGCCUUCUGCUUGCAAAGAAAACAGUUCCUGCUAUGUGGUAGAAGGCGGUGGGUAUCGUUGUAGAUGCAACAAUGGUUACGAGGGUAACCCCUAUCUUGAUCCCGGAUGCCAAGACAUCAACGAGUGCAAUGAUCCAGGAACUCAUCCUUGCUACGGUGAUUGCAAGAAUACUCCUGGGAGUUAUAAUUGUACUUGUCCAUCAGGAUCAUUUGGUGAUGCAAAAAUAGAAAAUGGUUGUCAACACCCUAAUAAUUCAAAGUCUUCUUCAUCUAUAUUCAUUAUAGCAAUGGUGUUUGGCCUAUUAGCAGUACUAUCUGGUAUAUUAGGAAUUUUCUAUUGUAUAAGGAGGAGGAAGGUAAUGAAGCUUCGAGAAAAGUUCUUUGAGAAAAAUGGAGGCUUGUUACUAAAAGAAAAGAUCAAAUCACAAGGGUCUCAUGAUGCAAUGACUUUGUUUAGCAUUGCACAACUUCGCAAAGCUAGUAAUAAUUAUUCUCAAGAGAAUAUUAUUGGUCGAGGUGCUUUUGGUGUAGUAUACAAGGGAGUUUUAUCUGAUAAACGUGAAGUUGCAAUAAAGAAGUCUAUAAUAGUAGAUGAGAGUCAAGCAGAGCAGUUCAUAAAUGAAGUCUUUAUUCUUACACAAGUCAUCCAUCGAAAUGUGGUAAAGCUAUUAGGGUGUUGCUUGGAAGAGGAAAUCCCUGUAUUAGUUUAUGAAUUCAUCUCUAAUAACACUCGUUUCCAUCAUAUUCAUUCUAGAUUGGGUGGAAUGAGUUGGUUAUCAUGGGAAAAUCGGUUGAGAGUAGCUGUUGAAGCUGCUGGUGCACUUGCAUAUCUUCAUUCAGAAACCAUAAUGCCAAUCAUACACCGAGAUGUCAAGUCUACCAACAUAUUACUAGAUGAUAACUACACCAUAAAAAUUUCAGAUUUUGGUGCAUCAAGGUUGAUCCCAUUAGAUCAUGAGCAUGUAACGACUCUUGUUAAAGGCACACUAGGGUAUUUGGAUCCUGAGUACUUCAACACAAGCCAACUAACUGAGAAAAGUGAUGUAUAUAGCUUUGGAGUGGUCCUUGACGAGCUCAUAACCGGGAAAAAAGUAAUUAGCGCUGAUAGAUCCAAUGAUGAAAAGAAUAUAGCAACAUAUUUUGUCAAUUCAGUUACAGAAAACCGGUUACACGAGAUUAUUGAGCCUCGGAUAUUAGAUGAAGGGACUCUUGAGCAGAUACAAGGUGUUGCUGAUUUGGUGAAAAAAUGCCUUAAUUUACAAGGUUGUGACAGACCUACAAUGAAAGAAGUGGUAUUGGAGCUAGGCAACUUGAGGAAAUCUACAGCUCAUCCUUGGAUUCAACAACAAACAUUUGAGGAGACUAGAAGUGUAGCCCAUGAAGUUGGGCAAUGUGAUAUUUUUGAGUUCUCAGUAGUUACCUCUGGUUAUGGUAAAAUGGGAUGUUAAUCUAGCAGCACAUUUGUACAUGCUAGUUGUUUGAAGAAUAAAUCAGAGUUAAAGCGUUUUUUUGAUAAUAGUGUGAGCAUCGUCACAUUACACCAAUCAUAUAUGGUUAGUAAAGUUAUAUAUAAUUGUUGUCUUUUAUGUUUACCCUAUUGCUGCACUACUUGUAACAAAUUAUAUAAAACCUAUGGGUGUAAGAUUUGUCUUUACGUUUUCUUAAUCAUGUUGUGUAAAAUUUA